Molecule: messenger RNA, 5475 nt
Organism: Harpia harpyja (harpy eagle)
Lineage: Eukaryota; Metazoa; Chordata; Aves; Accipitriformes; Accipitridae
Gene: RPH3A
Product: rabphilin 3A
Exons: 21
Coding region: 377-2476 (699 amino acids)
Biological process (GO): intracellular protein transport
Cellular component (GO): membrane
Molecular function (GO): small GTPase binding
Source: RefSeq, a predicted model, not a curated record
GCGGCUCCCCAGGGCGGGCAAGGGAGCGGGGCCGGUCCCGGCCGUGUCCCCUCCCCGCGCCGCCCCCGCACCGCUCCGCAGUGCUGCCGGCGGAGCCGCGCUGCGCCGAGCCCAGCCCAGCCCAGCUGAGCCCAGCCUAGCCCGGGGGGAGAGGCUGGCGGUGCCGCGGCCCCCGGCCCGGCGGGACCCCGGCCCAGCCUGGCUGAAAGCACCAGGUUACCUUUGUUGACAUCGCUGCUACCUGAGAGCACGGGCAGACGAGCAAAGUGAUUGACUUCCCCGGCGUGCCGUGUCGGUGCUCAUCAGUGCUCAUCGGCGGAGCACUGGUGUGCCCAAACUCGCUCUGCUUGUCCUUGCGUCCCCUCGGCAGCCAGCAAUGACUGACGCGGUGGUGGGCGGCAGCUCUGACCGGUGGAUGUGCCCCGGCGACAGGACCAUGUCUCUCCGGGCCAGCAGCGAGAAGGAGCAGCUCCCCGCCGGCUGGGCAGCACGGGGUGGCCAGCCAGACCGGCAGCGCAAGAGUGAGGAGCUGACAGACGAGGAGAAGGAGAUCAUCAACCGAGUCAUCGCCCGGGCCGAGAAGAUGGAGGAGAUGGAGCAGGAGCGCAUCGGGCGACUCAUGACCCGGCUGGAGGACAUGCGCCGGAGCGUGCUGGGGGACGGGGUGAACCGCUGCAUCCUCUGCGGGGAGCAGCUGGGGCCGCGGGGAUCCGCCUGCGUUGUCUGCGAGGACUGCAAGAAGAACGUCUGCACCAAGUGCGGGGUGGAGACCACCAACAGCCGGCCCCAUGCCAUCUGGCUCUGCAAGAUCUGCAGUGAGCAGCGGGAGGUGUGGAAGCGCUCCGGUGCCUGGUUCUUCAAGGGUUUGCCCAAGCAAGUGCUGCCCCAGCCGAUGCCCGUCAGCAAGAACAAGGGACCCCAAGCCCCGAGUGAGCCCAGCCCAUUGGAGCCACCCACCCAGGACCCAAAACUCCUCUCCCGUGCACCCACCCGAGGCCAGGCGGACGCCGGGCCCCCGGCCGAGCAGGACUCUGAUGGCAGCGAUGCGACAGCAGCUGCCCAGGGGAACUACAUGGCGCCCGGUCGCAAGCCAGCCGAGGGCAGGCUGGGCCCGGGUGGCAGCGAGUACGCCGGCGGGGACGCUGACAGCCGCGACCAUGCUGCUGAGAGUGGAGUCAGCAGGAGCCCUGGCGUGAAGCGGACCAACUCCCUGCAAGCCCCACGGCCACCCCCGCCAGCCGCUGCUGGCCCCACUCCUGCUCCUGGUCCAGCAGCACCCCCAGCGCCGCCAGCAGCGGGAAGACCGGGUCCCGGGGCGGCUGGCCGGUUCCCAGAGAGACAAGCGAGCCCACCACUGGGACCCCUGGAGCCAGCCCGUGCUGCCACCAGGGAGGAGCGAGGAGGGGGCUACACCGUGCCCCCCGCCAGAGAGGAGAGGCCAGCCCGUCAGCCCCCCACCUUCCCACAGCCCCCUGCCAUCCCCCCGGUGCCUGCUGCACCGCUGCGGCAGCCGCCCCAGGAGGAGGAGGAGGAGGAUGCCAACAGCUACGACUCUGAUGAAGGCACUACGCUGGGAGCGCUGGAGUUCAGCCUGCUCUACGACCAGGAGAACAGCUCCCUGCACUGCACCCUCAUCAAGGCCAAAGGUUUAAAACCAAUGGACUCAAACGGCCUGGCAGAUCCCUAUGUCAAACUGCACCUCUUGCCUGGAGCCAGCAAGUCAAAUAAGCUGAGGACGAAGACGCUGCGCAACACCCGUAACCCUGUGUGGAAUGAGACCCUGGUGUACCACGGCAUCACAGAUGAGGACAUGCAAAGGAAAACCCUCAGGAUCUCUGUGUGUGAUGAAGACAAAUUCGGCCACAAUGAGUUUAUUGGAGAAACUAGAGUUUCCUUGAAAAAACUCAAAGCCAAUCAGAAAAAGAACUUCAACAUCUGCUUGGAGAGAGUAAUACCAAUGAAGCGUGCUGGAACGACUGGCUCAUCCCGUGGGAUGGCACUGUAUGAAGAGGAGGUAGAUCGUGGCGGGGAUGUGGAGGAGCGUGGGAAGAUCCUCGUCUCCCUUAUGUACAGCACCCAGCAGGGCGGCCUGAUUGUCGGCAUCGUACGCUGCGUGCAUUUAGCAGCCAUGGACGCCAAUGGAUACUCAGACCCUUUUGUUAAACUUUGGCUGAAACCUGACAUGGGAAAAAAGGCCAAGCACAAGACACAGAUUAAGAAGAAGACAUUGAAUCCUGAGUUUAAUGAGGAGUUCUUCUAUGAUAUAAAACACAGCGAUCUGGCCAAGAAGUCACUGGACAUUUCUGUCUGGGAUUACGACAUCGGAAAAUCAAAUGAUUACAUUGGAGGCUGUCAGCUCGGCAUUACAGCUAAGGGGGAGCGCUUGAAACACUGGUAUGAGUGUUUGAAGAACAAGGACAAGAAGAUUGAACGCUGGCACACCCUCCAAAAUGAGAAUCAUGUUGCCAGUGAUUAAAGGGAGCCGCUGCCCAAACCUCCCCAAACGGCCCAUCCUCUGCCAAGCCCCCUGUAGAUCUCUGAUGUCUGUCUUCCAGCACAGUCAUGCCUUGCUACACGCCUCUGGUCCCAGGGCAACAACACUCUUCUGCCUCCAAGCAUCCUCUGUGCCCUGUCCUCACUUCCACCUGAAAACUAACCCAGAUCUUUUAUAUUCACUUCCUUUUUUUUUUUGGGGGGGGGGGGGGGUGUCAUUGACUUAUCCUGGUGUGUAAUUUUGUCAAGCAAUAGUUACCCUCUGACUGUUCCUCUUUCUCACUAGUCUCACGCACGCCGUGAUUGCGUUCCUGUUGUGUGUGUGAUGCUCUGUGUUCCUCCAACCUCCGCUUGCGUGCCUCGUCCCAUUGCCACCAGCUUGUGGCUCCUUUAUCUCUCAGUGGGAUGUGUGGCCACCAGGCCGGCCGUGCUCUCCUCCGGUGUGGUGGGGGGGGGCUGAGUGCUGGUGUCGGAGCAUCGGCCUGUUCUGCUUGUGUGAUAUCGAUACCUCAGUUGCAAUAAUGAAAAAGCUGUUUGGCUUUGGUGUGGGUCGUAACCGUAGUCUGGUAUUUGUGUUGUCGUGAUUAGGCUAAAGCCUGUGUCACUGAUGUAAUCCUGCGAGUCCUGCUUGAGCUUUAGUUCUGAUUUGGUACACUUGAGUAAUAUUGUGGUACAUCCUUUGCUGAGAAGAUCCACCAGUAAAACAGUAACAAUAACCAGAAAUAAGGAGCCACUCUGUGCUCGCAGGGAAACAGAGAUUUGGGUUGGUUUGUGUUUGUUUCCAGCCUCCAUGUGCGGUUCCUUUUACCUGAGGAACUCACAUGCUCCGUUGCUGUAGGAGCACACCCAUGUUUCAAGCUUGUGACUACCUCCUCUUCCCAUCCUACCUGUGUAGUAGUGACUAGCUGAACCCCAAGGGCAGUCCUUGGGCCUUCCUCAGACUAUCCUUUCUGUUGCCAACUGUUUGCCGUGCCACAUGCAGGAGGGAAGCCGAGGGAGAAGAUACUUCCCACCAACUAGCUGAUGUGUGCAAGGAUUAUUGCUUUAAAAUAGCACAAAUACUGAGAUUAGCUGGAACAGUUAGAGGUCUUCCAAACUUUGGGUUUGGUGUGUUUUUUGGUGGGGUUUUUUUUGGUUUGGUUUUGGGUUUUUUUGGUUUGUUUUUGGGUUUUGGUUUUUUUUUUUAGGAAUCUGCACAAGAACCACUGUUUUCAACCUGAGCUUUAAUGAUUGUCUGGAGGUGUUUGAUUUGUCCUCGAUAGCAGGAGAGUCAAGAUGCUCUCAGACUGAUGCUGAUCGGGUUUGGUACCAUUUGCUGUCUCUGGACAACCUCAAGCAUAGCGAUGUCGAUAGCAGCACACUAAGCACUACUGGAAUAUAUUAUCAGUCAGCUACACACUGCGCAUGUUGUAUGAAACCUGAACCCCAGCCCCUUCGGUUCACGCUGUCGUCCCAUGACUUCCCUUGCAACCCACUGCCGUAGUCUGCUGGCGUGCUGUCUUGUGGCGUGUUCUCAAUUCAGCUGUACCGCAGAGCUGUUUCUUUUGAAUUGGAUGAGUUAUUUUCCUGUUCUUGAUUAUAUAUUUAUUUAUUUAUUUAUUUCCCCAACCUUCCUCCAGCAGAAUUUGCUCUGAGUGCUGACUUGCAACGAGCAUCUCUGCAGGGCUGUGACUUAUGCAGCUGGUGGGGCUGCGUGCUGAGGGAUGCCAACGUCGCUGCGUGAUGCUAACCUCUCUGCAUGGCGAGCGAUGCUGCUGGUGUGGAGCAGACCUCCCCCAGCUCAGGGCUUGCAAGUUCAAAGAGGUCUCCUUUCCCCCCCCAGCCCUGGCUGGGUGCUGCCAGCAACUUGUAGCCAGUUCUCCACCAGGAGACACCCUUGGACCACAGAUGGGGAAAGCAAACCUAAACCAGCGUGGGCAUCCUCUGUGCCAUUCAACCGGAGCUGGGGUAGGUCUUCCAUCACCCCAGCCUCUGUCCAGUGGCAUGGCCACUGAGAUGGGAGCUGCUCGGGGCAUGAUGCACAGAAGAGUGCAAUGGGAGAGGGCACUCUGAAAAUGGCUUUCCUCUCCCUUUCAUGAAGUUCUUGACUCUGCACCAGUAAGUGCAACGUCCUGGAGGCCCUGAGCCACGCUGCCCUCGGUGCAGGCUGUACAGAAGACCUAGACUGAAGCAACCUGGUUGUUUUGGAUUGUUUCCCUCUGUGUCCCGUGCUGCCCUGUGCAGCCAUGACUGAAAACUUGCUGCUCUGGGCAGAGGUGGUUAGGCUCUGGGAUGCUGCCGUCAUCCCUUCCGGAGUGAUGGACCUGCCCAAAACCUUUGCACGGCCCUUGUCUAUACCUCUCGGAGCAGUAGAUGGGCACAGUGUACUUCUGAGCUGUGCUGGGGAAAUAUGUGUCUGGGUAUGAAAUUAUGUUUAAGAGGAAAAAAAAAAAUCUGAGCAAUUCCUUAAUUUAUUCCAGACCUGUAGCAGUCCAGCCUCCUUUGUGUGUGCAGAACAAUUAAAUUACAGUUGCCUUUACCCAUGUCCUCUAUUGACAUUCUCUGCUCAGCCUGCUUUCCCUUCAGACAAAUGAUACUCAAAUAAUCUCUUUGCACCCAUAAAAAUAAAGUGCAACUUGCCGAUCUCCCUUUUGCUAUUGUGCAAACCACAGUCCUGUCUCUGUUUGCCACCCUCUUCUCAGUUUUUCUGAUGGUAAUUUCUGCCCUGAAUGACUUCUUUUUGUUGUAAAUAAAGCAUGCACUUAUGGAUUGGGAAUGGUGGAAAAAAAAAAAAAAGCCUCUUCUACUGCUGUUUGCAUUCAAACUUGCAUGCAGUGAUUUUACAGCAAAAUAUCAGUUUACAACUAUUAAGAGAAAAAGAAAAUGUUACACAGGAACUAGAAAUACUCCAGUCUUCCGCUGCAUGCAGCACAACAUCCUCUCUUGAUGUGGUAUCUAAUAAAGUGAGACUAUUGGAAAAGAAAAAAAAACAACAAAACAAAA